This is a messenger RNA of Pteropus alecto (black flying fox), 9117 nucleotides long. RefSeq names its product ATP binding cassette subfamily A member 12 (gene ABCA12). The transcript has 53 exons. Gene Ontology annotation, cellular component: membrane; intracellular membrane-bounded organelle. Gene Ontology annotation, biological process: transmembrane transport; lipid transport. NCBI's taxonomy places the organism in Eukaryota, Metazoa, Chordata, Mammalia, Chiroptera, Pteropodidae. Bases 227 to 8011 code for a protein of 2594 amino acids. The record is from RefSeq and is a predicted model, not a curated record. Gene Ontology annotation, molecular function: ABC-type transporter activity; ATP hydrolysis activity; lipid carrier activity.
GAAGAGUUGGUUGAGAAGUGCUUCUUGGGCAAGAAUUAAACCAAUCUUUGCAAAGGAAAAGAAGAUCAGUGGAAGAGAAAAUCUGUGGGUUUCUUACCCCAGCUGUCACAAAAGCUAUGCCGUGAAAAGGCUUUUCUGAUCCGUUGACACACAGCAAGUUAGACCAAUUCUUCUUUUGAGGGGUGAAGGAAAAAAGAGAAAUUCUCUUGUUUGUGCUGCUUGAAGGAUGGCUUCCCAGUUUCACCAGCUUCGGGUCCUGGUCUGGAAAAAUUGGCUAGGUGUCAAAAGGCAGCCGCUUUGGACACUUGUCUUGAUUUUAUGGCCAGUCAUUAUUUUCAUCAUUUUGGCUAUUACCCGGACCAAAUUUCCUCCAAUAGCAAAAUCAACUUGUUACCUUGCACCUCGAAACCUUCCCAGUACCGGCUUCUUCCCAUUCCUGCAAACCCUACUCUGUGACACAGACUCUAAAUGCAAAGACACACCUUAUGGGCCACAAGAUCUGCUUCGUAGGAAAGGGAUUGAUGAUGCACUAUUUAAAGACAGUGUAAUUCUGAGAAAAUCAUCCAACCUGCAGAAGGACAGCAAUUUAUCACUCCAGAGCACCGAAGUUCCAGAAAGAAGGCACGCAUCACCAGCUACAGUAUUUCCCAGUCCAAGUUCUGAUUUGGAAAGUACUGGAACAGAUACUUUCAAUGGUAGUCAAGUCCUUGCCAGGAUCCUUGGUUUGGAAAAGCUAUUAAAGGAAAAUUCAACUUCAGAAGAUAUACGAAGAGAGCUGUGUGAGAGAUAUCCAGAAUAUAUUCCUGAUUACACGUUCUCUUGGACCACUCUAGGGAAAAAUGUUUUUAACAAAUUUUGCCUAUCCAACAUGACCCUUAUAGAGUCUUCUCUCCAAGAACUAACAAACCAAUUUUCUCAGAUAUCAAGAGAUCCCAAAAACCAGAAGACAGUAUUUCAGGAAAUGGUCAAAGUGCUAACCUUCUUCUCACAAGUGCAAGAGCAGACAGCUGUGUGGCAGCUUCUCUCUAGUUUUCCAAAUAUGUUUCAGAAUGAUACGACACUAAGCAAUAUAUUUGAGGUUCUUCAAAAUGCAAACAGUGCGCUGCUGGCGGUGCAGAAGGUUUACCCACGUGUCACAACUAAUGAAGGUUUCAGAACUCUUCAUAAAUCUGUUAAACAUCUGCUGUACACACUGAACUCCCCAGCUCAAGGUGGCUCUGAUAAUACAACACAUAUGUGGCGUGAAGAUGGACGGUUGCUUUCCCCAAGCAGCCUGGCUGCACAGCUCCUAAUACUGGAAAACUUUGAAGAUGCCCUCUUAAAUAUAUCAACAGAUAGUCCUUAUAUUCCUUACUUGGCAUGUAUAAGAAAUGUCACUGACAAUUUGGCCAAGGGAUCACAAGAAAAUUUAAGACUCCUGCAGUCCACGAUUCGAUUUAAAAAUUUUUUUCUUCAAAAUGGUUCCUAUGAGGAUUACUUCUCUUCACUUCCCGAAGUGCUGAAAUCAAAAGUGUCUCAGCUUCGAAAUUUGACUGAACUUCUUUGUGAAUCUGAAACUUUCAAUUCAGUAGAGAAAAUGUGCCAGCUCUCUAAUAUGAACUUCGAGAACCUGUGUGAAGAGAGUGCAUUCCAUGUGCAACUCCUCGAAGCAGCAGAGCUUGGCACCGAGAUAGCAACCAGCAUCCUAUACCAUGACAGUGUUAUAUCUCAAAAACUGAGGGAUUUGCUUACUGGGGAUCCAGUCAAAAUUAAUUUAAAUGUGGAUUGGUUCCUAGAACAGGCAUUGCAAAUGAAUUAUUUGGAAAAUAUCACGCGAUUAAUGCCAGCCAUAGAAACCAUGCUGCAUGUCAAUAACAGUGCAGAUACUUCUGGAAAACCAGGUCAGUUAAUAGAAAUGUUUAAAAAUGUCGAAGAGCUGAAAGAAGAACUGAGGAGAAUGACAGGAAUGUCCAAUAGGAGUAUUGACAAUUUGCUGGCCAUUCCUAUCCCUGAUAACAGAGCUGAGAUUAUUUCUCGUGUGUUCUGGUUGCAUUCUUGUGAUGCUAAUAUGACCAAUCUCGAACUGGAAGAUGCCAUGAAGGAAUUCUGCAGCCUGCCUCUUCCAGAGAGAUCUCGUCAGUCUUAUCUCAUUGGACUGACUCUUCUACACUAUUUAGACCUUUACAACUUCACAUACAAGGUGUUUUUCCCUAGGGAAGAUCAAAAGCCAGUAGAAAAGAUGAUAGAACUCUUCAUAAGGCUAAAAGGAAUUCUCAAUCAGCUGGCUUCUGGCUCUCGUCCACUGCUUGACAAAAUGAGAUCUCUGAAACAAAUCCAUCUGCCCAGAAGUGUUCCAUUAACACAGGCAAUGUACAGAAGCAACCGGAUGAACUCACCCCAAGGAUCAUUUAGUACCAUCUCCCAAGCAUUGUGUUCCCAGGGAAUUACCACUGAAUACUUAACUGCAUUGCUGCCCUCUUCCCAAAGGCAAAAAGGCAACCACACCAAGGAUUUUUUGACUUAUAAAUUAAGUAAAAAGCAAAUUGCUGCAAAAUAUGGAAUUCCCACACAUACCACACCAUUUUGCUUCUCCCUUUAUAAAGACAUCAUUAAUAUGCCUGCUGGACCUGUGAUUUGGGCUUUCUUGAAACCUAUGUUGUUGGGAAAAAUUUUGUAUGCACCUUAUACUCCAGUCACAAAGGCAAUAAUGGAAAAGUCUAAUGUAACGCUGAGGCAGCUGGCGGAAUUAAGAGAAAAAUCUCAAGAGUGGAUGAAUCAAUCACCACUUUUCAUGAAUUCCUUCCACCUGUUAAACCAGACGAUUCCAAUGCUCCAGAACACUCUCAGGAACCCCUUUGUGCAAGUGUUUGUAAAAUUCUCCGUGGGACUUGAUGCUGUUGAACUAUUGAAACAGAUAGAUGAACUCGAUAUUCUAAGGCUGAAACUGGAGAACAGCAUUGACCUCAUCAAUCAUCUCAAUACACUGUCUUCCCUUACAGUAAAUAUUUCUUCCUGUGUAUUAUAUGAUCGUAUUCAGGCAGCAAAAAGUGUAGAUGAAAUGGAGAGAGAGGCUAAAAGACUCUACAAAAGCAACGAACUCUUUGGAAGUGUUAUUUUCAAGCUUCCUUCUAACAGAAGCCAACACAGAGGCUAUGACUCUGAAGAUGUCUCUCUUCCUCCUGUCAUAAAAUAUACCAUCCGCAUGAGUCUCAAGACCUCACAGACGACGAGAAACAUAAGAACCAAGAUUUGGGCCCCAGGACCACAUAAUUCUCCAUCACACAAUCAGAUCUAUGGCAGGGCUUUUGUUUAUUUACAAGAUAAUAUUGAAAGAGCAAUCAUUGAAUUGCAGACUGGAAGGAACUCUCAGGAAAUAGCAGUCCAGGUCCAGGCAAUUCCUUAUCCCUGCUACAUGAAAGACAACUUCCUAACCAGUGUCUCUUAUUCUCUUCCAAUUGUGCUCAUGGUUGCCUGGGUUGUAUUUAUAGCUGCAUUUGUAAAAAAGCUUGUUUAUGAGAAAGACCUCCGGCUUCAUGAGUACAUGAAGAUGAUGGGUGUAAACUCCUGCAGUCACUUUUUUGCCUGGCUUAUAGAGAGUGUUGGAUUUUUACUGGUUACCAUCAUCAUCCUCAUCAUUAUACUCAAGUUGGGCAAUAUUCUUCCUAAGACAAACGGGUUCAUUUUGUUCCUAUAUUUUUCGGACUACAGCUUCUCAGUUAUUGCUAUGAGCUAUCUCAUCAGUGUCUUCUUUAACAACACCAACAUUGCAGCCCUGAUUGGAAGCCUCAUCUACAUCAUUGCCUUUUUCCCGUUUAUUGUUCUGGUUACAGUUGAUGAUGAGCUGAGCUAUGUAAUAAAAGUAUUCAUGAGCCUGCUGUCGCCGACAGCAUUCAGUUAUGCAAGUCAGUACAUUGCCCGAUAUGAGGAGCAGGGGAUUGGUCUUCAGUGGGAAAAUAUGUACAGUUCCCCAGUUCAGGAUGAUACCACCUCGUUUGGCUGGCUGUGCUGUCUAAUUCUAGCUGACUCUUUCAUUUAUUUCCUUAUUGCUUGGUACACCAGGAAUGUUUUCCCAGGUACUUAUGGCAUGGCAGCACCAUGGUAUUUUCCAAUCCUACCUUCCUAUUGGAAGGAGCGAUUUGGAUGUGCAGAGGUGAAACAUGAGAAGAACAAUGGCCUUAUGUUUACUAAUAUCAUGAUGCAGAAUACCAACCCAUCUGCCAGUCCUGAAUACAUGUUUUCUUCCAACAUUGAGCCUGAACCUAAAGAUCUCACAGUUGGGGUUGCCCUGCAUGGAGUCACAAAGAUCUAUGGCUCAAAAAUUGCUGUAGAUAACCUAAAUCUGAACUUUUAUGAAGGGCAUAUUACUUCGUUGCUGGGGCCCAAUGGAGCUGGGAAAACUACUACUAUUUCCAUGUUGACUGGGCUGUUUGGGGCCUCAGCAGGUACCAUCUUUGUUUAUGGAAAAGAUAUCAAAACAGACCUACACACUGUACGGAAGAACAUGGGGGUCUGCAUGCAACAUGACGUCCUGUUUAGCUACCUCACAACCAAAGAACACCUUCUCUUGUAUGGCUCCAUCAAAGUACCUCAGUGGACUAAAAAGCAGCUGCAUGAGGAAGUGAAAAGGACUUUAAAAGAUACUGGACUAUAUAGCCAUCGUCACAAGAGAGUUGGAACAUUGUCAGGAGGAAUGAAGAGGAAAUUAUCCAUAUCCAUAGCUCUCAUUGGUGGAUCAAGGGUGGUCAUUUUGGAUGAACCAUCCACUGGAGUUGAUCCAUGUUCCCGCCGAAGUAUAUGGGAUGUUAUAUCCAAGAACAAAACUGCCAGGACAAUCAUUCUGUCAACACACCACUUGGACGAGGCCGAAGUGCUGAGUGACCGCAUCGCCUUUUUGGAACAGGGCGGGCUGCGCUGCUGCGGGUCCCCAUUUUACCUCAAGGAAGCAUUUGGGGAUGGGUAUCACCUCACGCUCACCAAGAAAAAGAGUCCAAAUCUAAAUGCAAGUACAACGUGCGACACGAUGGCUGUGACAGCAAUGAUCCAAUCACAUCUCCCUGAAGCCGGCCUCAAGGAGGACAUCGGCGGGGAGCUUGUUUACGUGCUUCCUCCGUUUAGCACCAAAGUCUCAGGGGCCUAUCUGUCCCUCCUAAGGGCGCUGGACCAUGGCAUGGGUGACCUCAACAUUGGAUGCUAUGGCAUUUCAGAUACCACUGUGGAAGAGGUCUUUCUGAACUUGACUAAAGAAUCACACAAAAAUAAUGAUAUGAGUCUUGAGCACUUAACACAAAAGAAGAUUGGAAAUUCCAGUGCCAAUGGCAUCUCAACUCCUGACGAUUUAUCUGUGAAUAGCAGCAAUUUCACAGAUAGAGAUGACAAAAUCCUGACAAGAGGAGAGAGAUUGGAUGGUUUGGGACUGUUACUGAAGAAGAUAAUGGCUAUACUCAUUAAGCGGUUCCACCAUACCCGCAGGAACUGGAAAGGUUUCAUUGCUCAGGUUAUCCUCCCCAUCAUCUUUGUAACCACUGCCAUGGGCCUCGGCACACUGAGAAAUUCCAGCAACAGUUAUCCAGAGAUCCAGAUCUCCCCAUCUCUUUAUGGAACCUCUGAACAGACAGCCUUCUAUGCAAAUUCUAACCCAAGCACAAAAGCACUGGUCUCAGCAAUGUGGACGUUCCCUGGCAUCGACAACAUGUGUCUGAACAUUAGUGAUCAAAGUUGUUUAAAGGAAAACAGUCUGGGAAAAUGGAACACCAGUGGAGAACGUAUCACUAAUUUUGGUGUUUGCUCCUGCUCAGAAAAUGUCCAGGAAUGUCCUAAAUUUAACUAUUCUCCACCUCAUAGAAGAACUUAUUCUUCCCAAGUAAUUUAUAACCUCACUGGGCUCCGCUUGGAAAAUUAUCUUAUAUCAACUGCUAAUGAGUUUAUGCAAAAAAGAUAUGGAGGUUGGAGUUUUGGGCUGCCUUUGACUAAUGACCUCCGUUUUGAUGUAACCUCAGUUCCUGCCAAUAGAACACUUGCCAAGGUAUGGUAUGAUCCAGAAGGAUAUCACUCUCUUCCAGCCUACCUCAACAGUUUGAAUAAUUUCCUUCUGCGAGUUAACAUGUCCAAAUAUGAUGCUGCCCGACAUGGCAUCAUCAUGUAUAGUCAUCCUUACCCAGGAGUGCAAGACCAAGAGCAAGCCACAAUGAGCAGCUUAAUCGAUAUUUUAGUGGCACUCUCCAUCCUGAUGGGCUACUCUGUCACCACUGCCAGCUUUGUCACCUAUGUUGUAAGGGAGCAUCAGACCAAAGCCAAGCAGUUGCAGCAUAUUUCAGGCAUCGGUGUGACAUGCUAUUGGGUAACAAACUUCAUUUAUGACAUGGUCUUCUACUUGGUGCCCGUAGCAUUUUCAAUUGGUAUCAUUGCAAUUUUCAAAUUACCUGCCUUCUACAGUGAAAACAACCUAGGCGCUGUAUCUCUUCUACUCUUGCUGUUUGGGUAUGCCACAUUUUCUUGGAUGUACUUGCUGGCUGGGCUCUUCCAUGAAACUGGAAUGGCUUUCAUCACUUACGUCUGCAUCAACCUUUUUUUUGGCAUCAAUUCCAUUGUUUCCUUGUCGGUAGUAUACUUUCUUUCCAAGGAAAAGCCGAAUGAUCCGACUUUAGAACUUAUUUCGGAAACCCUCAAGCGUAUUUUCCUGAUUUUCCCACAAUUCUGUUUUGGCUAUGGUUUGAUUGAACUUUCUCAACAACAGUCAGUCCUGGACUUCUUAAAAGCAUACGGUGUGGAAUACCCAAGUGAAACCUUUGAGAUGGAUAAACUAGGUGCAAUGUUUGUGGCUUUGGUUUCUCAAGGCACCAUGUUCUUUCUCUUGCGACUCUUAAUCAACGAGUGGCUAAUAAAGAAAUUCAGACUCUUCUUCAGAAAAUUUAAUUCUUCACCUGUAAUUGAGACAAUAGAUGAAGAUGAAGAUGUGCGGGCUGAGAGAUUAAGAGUUGAGAAUGGUGCAGAUGAAUUUGACCUGGUCCAACUCCAUCGUCUCACAAAGACCUACCAACUUAUCCACAAAAAGAUUAUAGCUGUAAACAACAUCAGCAUUGGGAUACCUGCGGGGGAGUGCUUUGGCCUUCUUGGGGUGAAUGGAGCAGGAAAGACCACAAUUUUCAAGAUGCUGACUGGAGACAUAAUUCCUUCAAGUGGAAACAUUCUCAUCAGAAAUAAGACUGGAUCGCUGGCUCAUGUUGACUCUCAUAGCUCAUUAGUUGGCUACUGCCCUCAGGAAGAUGCCUUAGAUGAUCUGGUGACUGUGGAAGAACAUCUGUAUUUCUAUGCCAGGAUACAUGGAAUUCCAGAAAAAGAUAUUAAAGAAACUGUUCAUAAACUCCUACGGAGACUUCACUUGAUGCCCUACAAGGACAGAGCUACCUCGAUGUGCAGUUAUGGCACAAAAAGAAAAUUAUCCACUGCACUGGCCUUGAUUGGGAAACCUUCCAUUCUACUGCUGGAUGAGCCAAGCUCUGGGAUGGAUCCUAAGUCAAAAAGGCACCUCUGGAAGAUCAUUUCAGAAGAAGUACAAAAUAAAUGUUCCGUCAUCCUCACAUCUCACAGCAUGGAAGAAUGUGAAGCUCUCUGUACCAGGCUGGCCAUUAUGGUGAAUGGAAGGUUUCAGUGUAUUGGAUCUUUGCAGCACAUAAAGAGCAGGUUUGGACGAGGAUUUACUGUCAAGGUUCAUGUGAAGAAUACCAAAGUUAGCAUGGAGGCCCUCACGAAAUUCAUGCAACUGCACUUUCCAAAAACCUAUUUAAAAGAUCAGCACCUCAGCAUGCUAGAGUAUCAUGUACCAGUCACGGCAGGAGGAGUUGCAAACAUUUUUGAUGUGCUGGAAACCAACAAGACUGCUUUAAAUAUCACAAAUUUCUUAGUGAGUCAGACUACCCUGGAAGAGGUUUUCAUCAACUUCGCCAAAGACCAAAAAUCCUAUGAAACUGCUGAUACCGGUAGCCAAGAUUCUACCAUAAGCGUUGACUCACAGGAUGACCGAAUGGAAUCUUAGUACCUCCAACAAACUCAAUCUUAGCAAAGUGAAUGGUUUCAUUUUGAGGAAAAACCACAGAAGAUACUACUUCCUUGAAGAUACUUUAACAUAUCUUAAUUUUAAAGUAUUAUACCACAUAGAAAGCUACGAUUGUGUAAGACUAGCAAGUAACUAUAAAUGGAAAGUUUUCUUUCUAAAGUCAACGAAUGUUAUUGCUACUAAAAUGAAUUCCUAUAUACUCAACACUGUGAGCGUACUACUGUGUAAGCUGGUGAUUCUCAUGCAAAGAUGAGCCACCUGCAGAUGAAUGUCAUAAUUUAUUACUUUCAAUAAAAAGACAGCUUAAAAGGCAUGGUUAUUAGUUGAAAACUAAGAGUAAAAAAGGAAAGUAAGGUAUCUCUGUGUAGAUAGAAUUGAGAGAGCAAACAAAAUAAUUUAUUUCCAGAAAAUAACAGAAUAAACAUUAUCAUGAAUACAUGAAUACACUGUGAUGUACAAAGUGCUAUGAGGCAGAUUAACAUCAGCAGUAAGCAGUGGGCAUAAUGUCUACAAUGUACAUGUCACUUUCAAUACCUGUAAAUACUUAGGGACAUACUGAACCCCUAAAAAUGGCUUUCUAAAGUAUGCCAUAGGCGGGCAGUUUACCCUGGUGGUAAACAGAACUUAGAUUUAUUCCUGUCAUGCCUUGACGGUAAUAAGGCACACAGCAGAGUAAGAAGCUACUUGCUCUUCAGGGGAAAAUGGGUGUGUCAGCUGGACAGAUACAAAUCCUGAAAAGUGAUAGAGAAUUCAUGUGCUGCUGGCAGGCAAUGUUUUUUUUUUUUUUAAGCUCUUACAAAAAGUCUCAUAUUCUGGGUUUCUGUGCUGGAAACACUCCUGUAGAGAGAAAAUAAAUAUGAAGAUAAUUUUCAGCUAAUUACCCAGCUGACCCAGAAUCAUGUCUACAGCUAUAGGAUUGACUUCAUAAUAAUGCCAAGUUAUAUGGCCCUCAGGGAAGGUGCUUUAUGUAACAUUCACGUGUGUGUGUGUGUGUGUGUGUGUGUGUGCGCGCGCGCGCGCAAGUUUGCCUGCUUAGGCACAACUGUUUCUGUUUCGAAAAUCAAUAAACUCGAGGUUCAGAAAAA